Paramecium sonneborni is the source of this 3457-nucleotide messenger RNA. Lineage: Eukaryota; Ciliophora; Oligohymenophorea; Peniculida; Parameciidae. The record is from the annotation of a GenBank genome assembly.
AUGUCUAGAAUUUUAAGCGAUUCUUUAUUAGAAUAAGCCAAUCAGAAAAGUAAUUUAUCUAUUAGAUAGCCUAAUCAUGAUUAAGAGGCAUAAGAAAUGUUUUCGUUAUUGAAUAAGUAAUUUUUAUUAUUAGUAAAAGAUUACAUAUUAUCUAAGGAGAAUAUGAAAAAGAUAUGGCUAAAAUAUAAGCAGAGAUAAAUUAAUUAGAUAGAGGAGGAAUGAAAUUUUUAACUCCUGAAUAAGUAUAAAAGAAAUAUUAUUUACAAAAUCUGAUGUCUUAACGAUAAGCAACUCAUGGUAAAGAAUAGUAAUUUUUAAAGAACUUAUAAAAUUAUAGAGAAUAAUAUAUUUUAAAUGAAAAAUUAAUGAACACCAAGGGAAUAUCGAAUUAAGAAAUGUAUAAAAAAAGAGAAGAAAUUUUGAAGAUGAAAUUAUAAUAUGAGUAACUGUAGACAGAAAAAGCAAAGGUAUAUAGAGAGUAACAAAACCCAAAUACAUUAUCAAGUGUUGGACUAUCUGUAUUGAUGGAUGUGAGUAAAAAUCAAAAUUUUGAUGCAGCAAAAUAAAAGUUAAAUAAAGAUGAAGCUAGAUUAUAAUUCUUAAAAGCAAGAUAAGCAGACGAUAUUUUACAUAGAGAUCUGGAUGAAGUCAUGAGUAUUUGACUUAAUUUAUAUUAGAUAGUGGCCCUGGAGAUAAUACAUAAAAUGAAGUCAGAUAUUUAUUGAAAUAAAGUAUUGGAAAAACAUAGAGAGAGUAAUUAGAACAUUUAUCAAAAAUCAGAUAAUAAUUAGAAGAAUAUAAUAGAGGUAAUACAAGAUUAGUUUUACCAUUUGAAUAAAUUAAUGACAAUAAGAAAGUAGUAAAUGAUUAAGAUAGUUAUUUAAAUGAAAUAGAUUAAUUAAGAAAAGAUUAUGUUUAAGCUGGAGGUGUAGAUCCAAAUUUUCUAUUGAAUCUAUCUUAAUUAGAAAGAGGUAUUAAUAGAAAAGGAAAUGGUUCAUAAUAUGAAAUAUCUAAGUAACCUUAACAUAUUCAUAUCCCUUAAAAUUAAAGAAAUACUGUUUAUUUAUAACCUUAACCUAAUAUCUCUUAUUAAUAACCUAAUGUAUCUUAUUAAUAACCUAAUGUAUCUUAUUCAUAACCUAAUUUACAUCGUCCUUAAGGUUUACAGAUAUAAGAUAAUUAAUUAAAUACAAAUUCUUUAUCAUCUCAUCCAAUCUAUCAAUAUUUACCAUAAUCUUUUAGAGAUGAAUUAAUGUAAUUGUAAUUAUAAACUCAACCUAUGAAAGUGUAGGAAAAAAAGAAAAUUGAUCCUAAUAAUGCAGAUGAUAUGACUUUAGAAUAUUUGAGAAAUCAAGAAGCUGAACUAUUAUUAAUGAUGAGUAAAUUAGAUCCUAGAUCAGCUGAUCAUUCAAGACUUAUGGAUAACUAUAAAGAAUUGUAAAAAUUAAGAAACUUAAUUGAAAAGGCCAUCUUUGAUAAAAGAGUUUCAGAAGCUAUUAAUAAAGAUAAAGAAUAUAGAAAAAAAUUAAUCAAAUAAUAAGUUAAUUUAUUUGAUAGAUCUAAUAGAGCAGUUCAUUAUGCUGCAAGUGAAGGAUUUGUACUAUUUUUUGAUUAUGCAUCUAUGGUUGAAAUUCAAUUCCAUACCUUGAGAAUAAAUUAUGGAAUAUUUAGAAAAGGUUCAGAUAUGUAUCCAUAUAAACAAACAAAAGAUUCUCUAACAGCUUUUGAAACCUAUAGAACAAAUAAGGCAGUAUUUUUUGAUAGAGAUGUAAUAAGAGAUUUAGAAGCUUAUCCUGAUACUUAUGUUUUUGUUGAAUUAUGGGGUUAUUAAUCAAAUAUUCCAGAAGUAAUAGGAUGGUCAAUGAUUAGAUUAUUUUAAGAUGAAGGUAAAUUACUAAUAGGUAGAUUUAGAAUACCUUUUUAUAACUAAAAAUUAAAUCCAAAUUUUUUAUUUACUUAGGCAUUGCCAUAUGUUAAUAAUACUUUAGUUUAUGGUAGAAUUUGCUUACCUGGAGAUCCAAUAUUGGAUUCUAAUGAUAUUAUAGUAAUCGAAAGUGAAUAUGAUAUGCCUGAUAUGCAUAUUCAUACAACAGCACAUGCAGCAUCUCUAGCAGAAAUUUAAGAUGUUUAUUUAACUGAAAGUAAAAAGUUUGAGAAAAAGAAAGAAAUUCCACCUGUAGACUUAGGUUCGACUAAUUAAAAUUUUAAAUAACAUAUCCCUUAAUUAUCCCAUACCAAUUAAUCAGCUGAUAGUCCAGUCACAAAAAGUGGAGGAGCAACUUCAAAAAUGAAAAAUAGAUUUUCUAAUAAAAGUUCAAAAGUUUAAUCAAAAAAUACAACUCCAACACCAGGAUCAUAAACAAAUAGAUAAAAAAGUUAAUUUGGAGAUGCAAAAUUAACAUUUAGAUUAAUUAAAUUAGCAAAAUUACCUACAAAUGAAUAUAAAACAGCUCCAAUAAAAUUAAAAUUAGGUGUAUUUAAUGGAUCUAAAAUUUUAGAAGAUUUUGAAUAAUAACCUUAAAUGGCUGUUUUAUAAUUAGAACCUGUUAAAACUAGUGUUGAUAAGGAAAUUGAAUUUAAAACAAAACAUGACUUUACUUUAUCUUUAGAUUGGUUGUAUAAUUAUCGUGGUGAUGAUGUAAUGUUAUUUGUUGGAUUGUUUAUAAAUUAAAAAGAUUUAUUUGGUUGGUUAGCGACACCAUUAUUUUAUCUUGAUAAUGUAUAAAAUGAAUAUAAAAUGAAAUUAGGAGCAUAUUAAUGUAAUUUAUUAGCUCCUCCUGGAUAAUCACCUCCUUUUAAUCCAGAAACUAUGAAAAAAUAAGAAAUAGAAGUAGAUUUCAUUAUUAUGACUACUGACUAAAAAUCAAAUUAAUUACCAUUAUAUGAUACAUAUGUUAGCUUAAGUAACUAAUCAAAAUUAGAUCAAUCAAAAAUAUCUAAUGUAAAUAAAUCUAGUAGUAGAUCAUAAGGACCUAUACCAAGUAUUUUUAAUAAAUCUUAAGAUAAAUCUGUUGAGUAAAGUUAUGCUUAAAAAGUAAUCAUUUUACUUGAAAUGCUUAAUGGAGUAAUUAAAGAUGAUGAAUAUAUAGUAGAUGUAGCAAUCUGUUGUAAAGAUAAAGUUGUAUAUGAUGUAAAUGAUGAACCUUGUAAAUACAAAAUAGAUUAAACUUUUGAGAGUUAAAAAGGAGCCAUACUAUUUCAAGAUGAAAAAAUUGAAUUUGAAAUUGAUUUUAAUACUGAAAAAAAUUAAGGAAUUACUAAACAAGCUUGUUAAUUGUUAUUGUAUUUCUCGACAAAAAAAGAUAAAGUAACCUGGUUUGUACAUGAUUUAAUCAAAUAUGGUAGAUAUUCUUUACCAACUUUGAAUCUACCAUUUUAAAAGCCUCCUAUUGAUAAAACAAAACUUUAAAACCACACUCUUAUGACUUUAGCAUUUGAUUUGAAACCAAUUUUAUGA